AUGGAAAAUUGCAAAGCAGCGCCCACCCCAAUCUCCGUUCAGUCCAAAACCUCUACAUACAGCCAUCUACCCUUCACCGAUCCACUCAUAUAUCGCAAGAUCAUAGGUUCGCUCCAAUACCUCACUAUUACAUGCCCAGACAUAGCUUUCCCCACAAAUCUGCUAUGCCAAGCUAUGCACCACCCACUCAACCUUCACUACUACAAACUCAAACGUCUCCUCCGCUAUAUCAAGGGAACGACAGCCUACGGACUUCCGAUCACCCGGGGAUAUCUUAUUCUCCGCUCUUACUCCGACUCCGAUUGGGCCUCAGAUCCCUCAGACCGUAAGUCCACAACUGGGUAUUGCUCCUAUCUUGGCAAUGCACUCAUCUCAUGGAGUGUCAAGAAACAACCAACAACUGCUAAAUCAUCCACGGAAGCGGAGUAUCGUGCUCUAGCUAGCCGCAGCAGCAACCGAUAUCAUGUGGCUUAG
Molecule: messenger RNA, 474 nt
Organism: Dendrobium catenatum
Lineage: Eukaryota; Viridiplantae; Streptophyta; Magnoliopsida; Asparagales; Orchidaceae
Exons: 1
Coding region: 1-474 (157 amino acids)
Source: RefSeq, a predicted model, not a curated record